Molecule: messenger RNA, 967 nt
Organism: Suricata suricatta (meerkat)
Lineage: Eukaryota; Metazoa; Chordata; Mammalia; Carnivora; Herpestidae
Product: C-type lectin domain family 4 member D-like
Exons: 8
Coding region: 205-840 (211 amino acids)
Source: RefSeq, a predicted model, not a curated record
AGCUGCAAGAAUCUCUUUUCUCUACCGACCUGAUUCCAAAGACUGGUGAGCGACUGCAUGCCUGCUUUCUGAGAUCAUGGCGUGGUACUUGGCUUCAAGACCCUGACGGAAAGCGGCCUUUCACUGACGGAAUACAUCCUUGCAGAAAAAUAUCAGAGAUUUCUGUUUCUCCCAACCACUGAAAAAGAAGACUGUUAACACACAAUGGGCCAAGAACCUCAAAAUAAACAAAGAGGCCAGCAUUCCCACCUGAUCCCUUGGGCCCUUGCUAUUUUUUUCAUCUCACUCCUCAGUGCUUGUUUUAUUGCAAAUUGUUUGGUGACUUAUCACAACUUUAUACACUGCAAGAGAAGCAUGGGAAUGUUCAAGUUACCAGAGUAUUACACGAAGAUAACAUGCACCAGAGAGGAAUCAAAACAGAAAGGAAGCACCUGGAAUUGCUGUCCUACUGGCUGGAGAUCCUUCCGGUCCAGCUGCUACUUACCUCUGAAUGACAACCACACCUGGGGCGAGAGCGAGACGAACUGCACGGGCAUGGGGGCUCAUCUGGCCGCCAUCAGCACAGAAGCGGAGCAGAACUUUAUUGUUCAAUUGUUGGAUAGACGCUUUUCGUAUUUCCUGGGACUUUCAGAUGAGAACCACGAAGGCCAGUGGUUGUGGGUGGAUGAGACACCGUUUGACCCCAAAAUUUUAUUCUGGCAUGAAGGUGAACCCAACAACUAUCAAGAAGAAAACUGUGUUGUCCUUAUUAAUGUCGAAGACAAAUGGGGCUGGAAUGACUUUCCUUGUAACUUUGAGACAAGAAGGAUUUGUAAGUUACCUGGAACAACAUUCAGCUAGAAACUUCCAGAGGAGUCCUGUGAUGGUGACAGAAAAGAAGAACCAGUUAGACUAGGGCAACAUGUACCUGCACCAUGGGAGGGGCGACAAGAUGCUGAGGAAAUAGAACCAUUUUCAGUUAUGAGGG